CUUCAGGAAGUUCCCUCCCAUUAUUUGGAUUUUCAGUUACUGCGUUAUGUGUAGUUUUAAUAUGAGAUAGUAAGCCAUCAAAUAUGAAGUUACGGUCUUUAUAAUUGCAUGAUUAGCAGCUGACAUUAAAGUGGACCUUAAGAAAAUGCCUUUGCUAAUUCAAAAUAGAGGACUUGACCGCAUAAGCUCGACAGCGGAGCUGUUCGACAAAUAUCCACAUUUACAGGAAAAUGCAAGAACAUUUAGCUCCAAACCACUUGUUGAUGUCGACCCAAAGUGCCUGUUGUAUGUCCAACAAAGAGAGUUUGCUGCAACAACACCAGCAGACGACAGCGUUUCAGUCAUUGGAUCUGGUGAUGCCACCACCUGCCAUCUGGUUGUGCUGCGACACACCGGAAGUGGAGCCGUUUGCCUCGCUCACUGUGACGGCUCCAGCACCUGGUCUGAGGUCCCGCUCCUUGUGAAGGCGGUGACGUCACUGAGUAACUUCAGUAAGGAGGGCAGACUUGAGCUCCAUCUUGCCGGGGGAUUUAACGAUGAGUCAGAAACAUCCCAUAAACUCAGCCUCAACACACUGGCAGCGUUCCAGAAACUAAAAGAGGAUAUUCAUCUGGAAACAUGUUGCAUCACAGAAAUGAAUGACGUCGUUGUUGAUGGAACUCACCGGCCUGUAGUGUAUGGAAUAGGUGUAAAUGUUAAAACGGGGGAAGUGUUCCCUUCGUCAUUCAAUCAUAAAGGACCUGCAGAGGAGCUGCGAUCGGCAAGGACCUUCACUGGGGGACAGAUGGCAGACAUAUAUGACUCAAGUCGAGGGCUUGUUAAAAUCGGGCCUUGCAAGUGGUCUUCAAAUUUGGAUAUUGCCUUCUGGUUGUCACAAAAUGAUGACACAAUUUUAAAGUACCUGUCCACCUCUCCGCUGGCUGAGCCGCCACACUUUGUCCAGCACAUGAAGACCACCAUCCAGUUCCUGUUAGACCACCCCAGCUCUGAUAGCCUGUUCCCCGGGGGUCAGCCUCAGCUCUACCACAGGACUGAGAGGGGGGACUGGGAGAGAGCUGUUUAGUCAUAGAGCUCUACUCGUAUCUCUCACUGGACCUCUCCGUGGAACCUGACUGUUUUUUGCCUCUCAGCUCGAUGGAUACACUGUGACCCAUCCACCCAUUGUCUGUAUUUUGUUCAUUGUGUCUUAACAUGGAGGUAGCCCCUGGCUGGAGCAUGCUGUGUGUAUGUUGAAUGGCUCUCCAGACUCAUCUGGCUGGUCCAGCGGAAAGAGUAGAGAAGGUACACGUGGUUCUGUUAGUGCCUGUAACAAUUCAUUUGGAGAUGGUGUCAAGUCUGCAGCGUAUACCAUCUGCUGUGUUGCAGUAAGUCACGGUUAAAGUCCUACUAUACUUGACAUUUUUGUCUUAUGUCCAGUUCAAAAAUACUUACUUUUCCUUUUUGAAUUUUUUUUUUUUUUAGCCCCAAAACUAUGGUUGCACUUUUUCCAAAGCAUAUUUUUUUUCUAUUCACUUCCUAACUUGCAUGCAUCCAUCGUUCAGCGCACAGCAGUACACUCAAGCAACUUCUUCAUUUAUUUGCCUUCAUAUGUUUAUCAGUUACUGUGUCGCCAGGAAGUCGAAGCUGGCCGAUCCCAAGCAAGUUUUAACUCUGUUUUUCUGGGAGGUAUUGCAAUCUAAAACUAAACUUAAGUAUGCCAUGGAAAUGUAUGCACAAUAUGUAUUUACUAGGUGGAAAAUGUGAAACCAUAUGAAUGAUCUAAAGCGUGACCAACUCUGGCUGCAACUUGCUCCAACGACAAUGAAAAAUAUGUUUAUUUUGGCACUUAGUUUAAAACGUAUUGCUGCGCUCUGCAUUGUUAAAGAGUUGAGCGAAGUUUAUUUUUCUCUACAAACGCACCUUCCUGAUGACAAUGGAAUGUAUUUGACUUCAUCAUUCCGCUGCAUGUGUAGAGUAAUCUGCAAGGGACGAU
Anarrhichthys ocellatus (wolf-eel) is the source of this 1972-nucleotide messenger RNA. RefSeq names its product N-terminal asparagine amidase (gene ntan1). Gene Ontology annotation, molecular function: protein-N-terminal asparagine amidohydrolase activity. NCBI's taxonomy places the organism in Eukaryota, Metazoa, Chordata, Actinopteri, Perciformes, Anarhichadidae. The record is from RefSeq and is a predicted model, not a curated record. The coding region runs from base 146 to 1063 and encodes 305 amino acids. Gene Ontology annotation, biological process: ubiquitin-dependent protein catabolic process. The transcript has 10 exons. Gene Ontology annotation, cellular component: nucleus.